Messenger RNA from Xiphophorus hellerii (green swordtail), 3911 nucleotides. RefSeq names its product solute carrier family 25 member 16 (gene slc25a16). Gene Ontology annotation, cellular component: mitochondrial inner membrane. Gene Ontology annotation, biological process: transmembrane transport. The transcript is spliced from 10 exons. The record is from RefSeq and is a predicted model, not a curated record. Lineage: Eukaryota; Metazoa; Chordata; Actinopteri; Cyprinodontiformes; Poeciliidae. Bases 376 to 1341 code for a protein of 321 amino acids.
AUGUGAUGUUUCCCAACCGGAAACAUCAUCUUGCGUCAAUAUCCUGCGACUGUUUAUGUCCGGUAGCCGUUAUUCUUAGGGCGAAGGGCACAAAUGUUGCAACUCCUCAUAUUUUGAGCCUCUACACCGUGUCUCAGUCACACAUGUGUCUUACGACGCAAUCGUCACAAACCUUUCAGUAGCUCGUAGCAAUCUUUAUCCCUUCAGUCAUUUUGUCUCAACGGGUACAGGAGAAGAUGGGGGGGAAGCUGUGAAGGUGCAGGUUCUUGUUCCAUUGAAAAACAUAGUUAAACUUCACUAUUGAUGCUGCUUUGACUGGUUGCUUUCCUGUUUCCAUUAGUUUGCAUGGAUGUGUCAGAUUCCUGAGCAGAGAGGAUGACAUCGGAGGCUGCUGUCUCCACACCUUCCCCUACUAGCAGCAGUAGUACACCUGCUAAAAGAGAUUACUACUGGCUUCGCUCCUUUGUGGCUGGAGGUGUAGCAGGAUGCUGUGCGAAGACUACCAUCGCCCCUCUAGACAGAGUCAAAAUUCUUCUUCAGGGCCAGAACCCCCAUUACAAACAUCUUGGGGUGUUUUCCACUUUCAUGGCUGUGCCAAAGAAAGAAGGCAUCCUGGGCCUGUACAGGGGUAAUGGUGCAAUGAUGGUCAGGAUAUUUCCUUACGGAGCCAUUCAGUUCAUGGCCUUUGACAAAUAUAAAAAGCUGCUGAAUAAACGGAUUGGGAUCUCUGGACACAUCCAUCGCCUUGUGGCAGGAUCUAUGGCAGGCAUGACUGCGGUGAUAUGCACCUACCCUCUGGACGUGGUCCGAGCCCGGCUGGCCUUCCAGGUGAAGGGUGAUCAACGCUACUCUGGAAUUAUUGAUGUUUUCCGCUCCAUUUAUCGAAAGGAGGGCGCAUCUGGAUUUUACAGAGGCCUGACUCCAACUCUUGUUGGAAUGGCGCCUUAUGCAGGUCUCUCCUUCUUUACCUUUGGCACCCUGAAGAGUCAAGGCUUAAAGCACUUCCCGGAGCAGCUGGGCCGCCCCUCGUCGGACAACCCAGAUGUGCUCGUUCUGAAAGCCCACAUCAACCUGCUCUGUGGAGGGGUUGCUGGUGCCUUCGCUCAGACUGUCUCCUACCCCUUGGAUGUGGCAAGGAGGAGGAUGCAGUUAGGAACUGUGCUUCCUGAUUCAGAUAAAUGUGGAUCGCCUUUCAAGACUCUGAAAUACGUGUAUAACACAUAUGGUAUCAAGAGAGGACUAUACCGAGGCCUUUCUCUUAACUACAUCCGCUGCGUGCCGUCACAGGCCAUGGCCUUCACCACCUACGAGUUCAUGAAGCAAGUCCUCCAUCUGAACUAGUCUUCUCCUGAGCCUGACCAAUCAGAUCAUUGACCCGAUCAGCUUCGGUGUUUCCCUGAUGGAGUUACCGCUCAAUCAGCGAGUUCACUCAGAAUAUCUUAUUGUAGUUCAGCUCCCCAAACAAACCAGGAGAGUCAAUAAUAAAGAAAAAGGGGAACUAUAGUGUCGAACAGCGGGAGGCUGUAAUUCCCCUUCAUCUCCAUCAUUACUGACAACAUUUUUGUUUUAAAAGAUUCUUACGAUUUCCUGAUCAAGCAGCACCAAAGCAGCCCUGGAAUGUUUAGCAAACGCAAUCAUAUUUUAAUCAUUUAUCACAACUUCAAUAAUUGUAAGCACAUAUUUUUUUUCUUUCUAUUGAAUGAAAGAAUUUACUUUUGUUCUUUAAAUUCUUAUGAGUGUUUGUCAUUGUACAGCUGCUCAUUUAUAUCCUUACACUUUUUUUUUCUUUUUUUUAAGUUUACCAAGUUGAUGUAAGAGGUAGCUGCUGCUAAAUGGUGACAUUUACGUUUUCUUUGUACAUCCUUGACUGAGGGUGUCUUUAGUUUUGCAAUGCAGUACUUUGGAAAAAAAUUGUCUGUUUUUUUUUUUUUGCUUUCUCAGUACAAAUCAGCAUAAAUACUGUUUGUGCGUGCCACAUGAUAUUAUUAUAUUAUCUCAAAACAGCCUUCCAUUUAAUUUUCAGGUCUUAAAUGGAGCAAUUUUUGUUUCCGUUUUAUAUACCACUACACACGUGUUCAUGUUUCUUAACAUGCAUUUAAUGUCAAGAGUGAGUCUCUUGUAGCCGUGAUGAUGUCGCUUGAUGCACAACCAUAAUGUUUUACAGGGAACUCAGGUUUAAAUUGCACUGAAGCUUUUUAUUUAUUGCUUUAGCAACAUGUUGCCACUGGGUGGCAGUAUUGAAACAAGAUGUAAAUGGUUAUCCAGCCCUGCAUACUGCAAACCUCAUACAUAGACACUACAUGCUUGAUUUGGCCUGAUCAGACACAACCAAACAAAACUUAUUACUACUGUUUUGUAGCUACUUGCUAUUUAAUAAUCUUAACCUUAGAUUUCAGUCAACUGAGAUGGUUUUUACUAGCUAUUACUUUGUAAUAAUGACAUUUCUUUGACAAAAAAAAGAAGAAAUUUACAGCUUGAUUUAAGUUCAAAUGAAAAAAAAAGCAGACUAUUUAACUCUUAACAGCAGUACCUUAGCAGGUUAUUUUUUGUUCUUUAUUUUGUCUUUAAUAAUUUUAGGGAGCCCAAAUAGACUUUAUAUAAGAAAAAGGCUAUUGAAGAAACUAAGCUCUUAACUUCCUGAAAACUGGAAAUGUUCCAGUUUUCUUUCGAGUGAAAAUAAUUUGAUAAAACAUUUCUAACAAGGCUCCAUAUAAAUAACCUCUUCUGUGUUGGACUGUGUUCAUCCUAAAAGGUGAUCACUGAUCAUGUUUAUAAUUAACUGCAAAUGAACAAUAAAGCACAGUGCCUUGCUAAAGUAUUUAUUUCCCUUUGUUUUUUCCACAUUGUUACGUCACAACCACAAAACUUUAUGUAUUUUAGUGAGAUUUUAUGUUAUAGAACAACACAACGUAGUGUCGAAAUUUUAAAUGCCUGUAGAACGGUGUCAUGGUUUUAAAACAAAAAUGUGACAAGAGCACCAUGAAUGUGUAAUCAGCCCUUGAUUCUUUAGCCUGACCUCCCCUAAGUAAAAUCCAGCAAACGAAGGAAGAAAAAGGAAAGUGUUAAUCAGAGAAUCACCUGAGACUAUUAGUAGUUGGAAAAUUAUUAGUUGUGUGUUCCACAUAUUUGACUUUUACGGAAGAGUGGCAAAGAAAAGCCAAUCCUGAGAUAGAACAAGAAGAUAAGUUCACUGUGGCCAUAAGCCAUGCACAACAUAGCAAACAUGAGAGAGAUCAGGCCCAGGUUUUGGACUACAUGGGAGAUCCCCCUGAUCACAUCACAUGACCUCAAUUAGAAAUCAAAAGACAUUUUAGGUAAUUCAUUGUAAAAUAAAUAAAUGGAAAACUAUUUGUCAUUUUUUCGUCUCGCUUCAUAAUCAUGUGCUACUUUGUGUUGAUUUGUCACAUAAAACCUCAGUAGAAGGUUGUUGACGUUUGUUGUUGCGUAACAGAAAGUGAAAAAAGUUCUAGUAAGCACCCAUAAAUGAUUGAAAAGUAUAUUGUUUUAAAAUGAAUUGAACAAAGGGAGACUUUAUUAUUCAUACAUUCAACAUAAUGAAGUGCAAUAAGUAUUUUUAUUUCAAUAUAAAUACAUUUUCAUUGUAAGUGUUCCUUACUUCCCUGGCGUGUAAUCUCACACUUUGUUGAGAGUUUGAAGCUGCCAUCCAGGAAACAGAAUAAAGUCUGGAGCAGCUUAUCAUCCUCUGAUAGCUGCCAUGUCUCUUUUCACGGUGCUGCUGUUUCUGAAUGUGCAGGUAUUCAUGUAUGUUCUGUAGAGAUGCUUUUCAGUCUGUUUGAUGUCGCAUAAAGCAGAUAAAACAUUUUUGAGAAUUACGAGUGUCUGAAUCUCAGCAUUUAUUCAAAGUUUCAUUUGGGUUGCUGAAUAAACGAUGUGUAACACCAUCUCCUUUA